AUGAAUGUACUGAUUCCGCUGCUCAGCAAGCCUAGCGACCCCCUCCUCAAGCGCGAGACGCGACCGGCCAUCCACUUCCCCAACGGCAUCGUGUAUAGGGGAGAGUGGCUGGGCAACCAGCGUGACGGCAGGGGUGUGCAGAUGUGGCCUGAUGGGGCUCAGUACGAGGGGGAGUGGCGAGGGGAUCGAGCGAAUGGACACGGUAAAUUCACGCAUGCAGAUGGUGAUGUCUACGAUGGGGAAUGGGUCAACGACCGGGCGGAGGGUCAGGGCAAAUACCAGCACAAGAACGGAUCCACCUACACAGGCCAGUGGCGGCACGACCAGCAGCAUGGCAAAGGCGUGGAGAUAUGGACCGACGGCAGCAGAUACGAAGGGGACUACGUCGAAGGCCGGAAGUAGGGCCAAGGCGCGUACUUCUGGCCAGACGGCAGUGUCUACCGCGGCAGCUGGGUAGACAACAAGAUCACUGGCGAGGGGCGGUACGAAUGGUUCGACGAGCGCAGGUAUGAAGGCGGAUGGCUGAACAACAACAUGCAUGGCAAGGGAGUCUACGUCUGGAAGGAUGGACGGCGCUACGAGGGUGAGUACGCGCACGACAGGAAGCAUGGCUACGGGGUGUACUACUGGCCGAACGGUCGCCGCUACGAGGGGCAUUGGUAGAACGGCAAGCAGCACGGCACCGGUGUCUACGUGAUCUCCUAAACCUAGCGAUACGAAGGCACAUGGUAGAACGGCAAGCGAGUCAAACUCACCUCUUGA
Molecule: messenger RNA, 762 nt
Organism: Hippocampus zosterae (dwarf seahorse)
Lineage: Eukaryota; Metazoa; Chordata; Actinopteri; Syngnathiformes; Syngnathidae
Exons: 2
Cellular component (GO): cytosol
Source: RefSeq, a predicted model, not a curated record